Molecule: messenger RNA, 2571 nt
Organism: Oppia nitens
Lineage: Eukaryota; Metazoa; Arthropoda; Arachnida; Sarcoptiformes; Oppiidae
Product: acylamino-acid-releasing enzyme-like
Exons: 6
Coding region: 166-2541 (791 amino acids)
Biological process (GO): proteolysis
Molecular function (GO): serine-type endopeptidase activity
Source: RefSeq, a predicted model, not a curated record
AUAAUACUGUAAUAACAAACUGUAAUAACAAACAAAACAAAAAAAAACAUUAUUAUUGAAUACACUGUUUGUUUGGUUAUUGUUUACCGAAAUUAUUGCGUCUAUUAUUCGGUGUUAAACUAUCGGUAAAAAUCAUAGUAUACUAACGGCACACACACAGACACGAUGUCCACUGUAGUUAUCGGCGACCAAUAUGUUAACGACACUACUUCGGUAAUCACUGCCGAUGGACGUACUCUUCAGUUGGACCAAUUGGCCGAUUUGUAUCGGUCGGAGGUCAGCAAACCGAUUCCCGUUGCCGGUCGGCUUAGCCUAUUAGGCGGUGAUCAGCAGCCGUCCGACAACAGUAGUCUCAACCGACAACAACAACAAUCGUUGACUAUUGACUGGAAAGUACGGGAUUUGGAUCGCAUGGAACCGACCCGACACCAGACCCAACAUUUGCUCAAAUUGAGAGCUGAUGGCCAACACUGUAAACGAUUGACCGCUGCUAUCGGCCAACCCGUAGACGUGACCAAUGAAGCGGCGACCGAAUUGGCCACUUCUGGCGACUCGCGUCGUCGUCGUCUUCGGGCAGUUAUACGAAACGGUGCCAAAGAUCCGCAAUCGGCUGCUAAACAGAAACAAUGGCUUGAAAUCUGGGAUCAGUCGACUCGACUCAAGUCAUUGGAUCUGAACGAAGUGGACGAACAUUUGUCAAUUGUUUCGGGACAGGAGUUUAACAGUUUUCAGUGGUCGCCAACUGGUCGCCGACUACUAUAUACGGCUCAAUUUAAGCCACCGAAAGCCCAGUCGUUCUACAAGAAGUUGGUGGCGAAGACUGGUAAGAGUGACGAUAGCACUGCCGGCGGUAAAGAGUCUACCGAUACCAGGGGUCAGGAGUUUGUCUACAGAGACGACUGGGGAGAACUGUACGAUGGCGUCAGUCAUACGGUUGUAGCCAUUCUGGACACGGAUGCCGACUAUAAAAUACGUGUCAUCGAAAUGGACGGCUAUUCGUUGGGUCAGCCAUUUUGGAUCGGAAACACUGGUGACGAUAGGAUCGGAUUUGUCGGAUGGGUUGAAGAGCCGCGACGACUGGGCUUAACCUACUGUCCGAAUAGGUUGAGUGGUAUAUUCACUGUUGAUUUGACGGCCACUACUACUACUACUGAGGGAACCAUUGAUGCAAAACCGCAACUGAUUUGCGGUCUGAAUAAUCUUUGUGUCAAAGAUCCGCGUAUCGCUCCCGACGGCCAAUCGUUUGUCUAUUUGGAGAACGAUAGCGGAGGUCCUCAUCAUACGGCCUUUCGUCUACGGCGCUAUGAUUUUGUCACGAAAUCGACCGAAACUAUUAUUGAUAGCAACGGUAAACGCGAGAUCGUCGUCGACACCGACGGUAAUCUACGAUAUAGUGAUCAAUUGGCGGCACUAUUUUUGAACCAACUGCCCGAAAAAUGCUUCCUAGAAUCGGGCAAACAUUUAGUGGUCAACUGUUUAACCGAACUAAACUUAAUACUCUGUUUGGUGGAUAUCGCUGCCAAACAGUGGACGCCAAUCCAAUUUCCGCUGCCAUCGGCCGAACUCAUUGACCUACGCCAGGAUAUCGCUGUUGUUGUCGGUUCGGCGGUCAACGUCAGGCCCAAUGUAUUUGUCGGCCGACUCAAUGUCGGCUAUAAAAAUUCAGUUACCGUCCAAUGGCUAGAAUUGAGCGAUGAAUCGGAUAAUAGUAGAUCGUUGGCCACGGAGUUGACGUACAACAACUACUGGCUGCCCAGUGCUGACGAUCCGUCCAAAUUGAUUACCGCUAUUCUGGUCAGUCCUACUCAGGUGGCAACGAAACCCGCGCCGACUGUACUGAUACCGCACGGCGGCCCUCACGCUUUGGCCUAUAAUUGUUUUUCAAUAUAUCGGUUGCUAUUCGCCAGACUUGGAUUCAAAACAUUAUUAGUCAACUAUAGAGGAUCUCUUGGAGUGGAUCGACAGUAUGUCGACGACCUAAUCGGUAACGUCGGCGACAAAGAUGUCAAAGAUUGUAUCAAAUGUCUGGAAUACUUAUCGCACGAACAAUCACUGGUCGACAGCAAACAUGUCGUCCUAUUUGGCGGAUCUCACGGCGGUUUUCUGGUCGCCCAUCUGAGCGGUCAAUACCCUGAUUGGAAUUUCCGGUCGUGUGUAGCCCUGAAUCCUGUCAUCGAUAUGUCUGUUAUGAAAGAUAUGACCGAUAUUCCCGACUGGUGUUACUGCGAAUCGUUUGGCACCGCCGCCGGUGACGACGAUUUUACUAAACAGCCGCCAACUGGCGACCAGUUGCGGGUAAUGUUCGAUCGAUCGCCGAUUAGAUGGAUCGGCAAUGUAAGGGUACCGACACUUAUGCUACUCGGCCGCAAGGAUCGACGCGUACCGUACAGUCAGGGUAUGCGUUGGUAUCAGCUAUUGCGAGCCAGGGGUGUGACCACCCGGUGCCACGUUUACGAUGAUUGUCAUCAACUCGGAAAAGUUGAUGUCGACUCCGAUCUAUUCAUUCAUACAGCAGUUUGGAUACUAAAACAUUUGAAUUAAUUUCAGUAAUUAUAUUAAAAAUAUAUAUAU